AAAUGUUAGUUACUUCGUGCUAUGUUUGAGUUGUUCAGGGAAGAGAUAUAGCUUAAUUCUCCAAUACUCAAGUUUCCAAGGGAAACCAAUAUUUCUAAAUAUUCUAAUUUGAUUUGGAAGAAAUGGUCAAAUAGCCACUCCAUGUACAUAUCUGUUGGACUCAAGCUGCUAAUUCCCAGGUAUUUGUUUGACUUACCCGCGUAAAGUAGGGGUUUACCUCGCACAAUUUUUACACCAUGCUCUUGUCUUUCUUAAGGACCAAACAAUCAGAAUACAAUAUCAAAACAGAUUACUAACAUGGCUUGUCAUUUGUUUUUUGUAGUAUGGAACAUCAACGGUGUCAAGUCCCAGAAUUCCUCCCAUGAUUUUGUUUGCAUUUAUUCAGCUAGCAUGUGUGUAUCUCUUACAUACAGCUGUGACGUCAACUACAUCUUUGUGGUUUAUCUCAGCAUUGAUAUUUGGCAUAGGGUUUUCACUCUACACAGCCAUUAACUUGUAUGGAGUGUUAGCCAUGGAAAAUGGUCCCCCAGGACUGUCUGGAACAUCCCAUGCUAUCGUUGCCCUAGCAGCAAACGUUGGUGCAACCCUUGCAGGAAUUCCCCUGACGACAAUCAGCAAGUCUUAUGACUGGGGAGGUGUGUUUGUUGUCCUUGAACUGGCUUCUUUGUUCUGCGGCUGUUUGUUGAUUGGAGCACGAAAUGUCAGUAGGCACAUGAUUGAUCCAUCAAAGUUUGAAUGAAGAUUCUACACGAACAAAGAAACAUGGCCUGAACAUCCCACGUAAUAAUUACAUUCUGAAACACUUUUCCAAGGUUUAUCAAGUCUUUAGUCUAGAAAUGAACAAGUUAAACAUUAAAUUAAUUAUUUAAAUUAAUUUAAUUAUUUUAACAUUAAAUUAAUUUAUUUAAUGUUUAACUUGUUCAUUUCUAGAGUAAAGACUUGAUAAACCUUGGAAAAGUGUUUCAGAACGUAAUUAUUCUUCACCAUGUCGCCAGUUCCAACUGAAAUAUUCAAGACACAGUAAUGAACAUUUCAUUUUCCUUGUUUCAAGAUUUUUACAUAUUUGACAGGCAUGUAAGUCAGUCUCCCUUAUUGUGGAGGGCUGGUUGACUUAACGAUGUUUAAUUUCUUAAAGCCAUUAUAUUUGUUAGCCUAUUUUUAAAAUCAGAUUUUAAAAUCCAUAAAAUAAACAUUUAAAAAUAAGAAGUUCAAAAAAAAUAAUAAUAGAGUAAAGAAUUUUCAUAAACGUAUUUAUAAUUGUUUAUUUAUUAUAAGUAGUCAGCCUCUUAUUAAUUCAUGAAAUUAUCAUGGCAAUUCUAGUUGAAUUUUAGUUGGGAAUAUUCAUUAUGCCCUGCUCAACUGGUGAUAACAUCUUGCUUCAACUUGAUUCAACAUUGUUGGUUGAAAAUUGUAGAACAUACAAUCAUGUACUUAAUUGCCCUGUUAGAACAUGACUGUUGGAUGAAAGUUGAUUAAAUUAAACUUUGUCCUACAUGUUUCAACAUUUGAAAACGUGUGUUUGGCUUUUUGCCUCAAUUUUGUGUUUUGUGAAAAUUAUUGUCUUCAAAUCUUCUUCAAAUUGAAGAUAAUACUGUGUUACAAAAGUGAAGCCUUGGAGCCAACUGGCUCAUAGCUGCUAGAGCUUAUCCUGGUUUCUGUAGCA
Orbicella faveolata is the source of this 1663-nucleotide messenger RNA. Its product is annotated as glucose-6-phosphate exchanger SLC37A4-like. Gene Ontology annotation, cellular component: endoplasmic reticulum membrane. NCBI's taxonomy places the organism in Eukaryota, Metazoa, Cnidaria, Anthozoa, Scleractinia, Merulinidae. Gene Ontology annotation, biological process: glucose-6-phosphate transport; phosphate ion transmembrane transport. Gene Ontology annotation, molecular function: glucose 6-phosphate:phosphate antiporter activity. The record is from RefSeq and is a predicted model, not a curated record.